Acanthopagrus latus (yellowfin seabream) is the source of this 3054-nucleotide messenger RNA. RefSeq names its product ADP-ribosylserine hydrolase (gene adprs). The record is from RefSeq and is a predicted model, not a curated record. The transcript has 6 exons. NCBI's taxonomy places the organism in Eukaryota, Metazoa, Chordata, Actinopteri, Spariformes, Sparidae. Gene Ontology annotation, cellular component: mitochondrion; nucleus. Bases 1266 to 2438 code for a protein of 390 amino acids.
ACUGUCAGCCAAUGGUUUUCCAGUUAAAUAUAUGUAAACUAAAUUAGCACAAAUAAUCUUAACAAUUUUGUGUUUCCGUGAGAUAAGUUCAGCUCAUCUUAAAUUCUUGCAUAACAUAUGUUACGUUAUGCGUUUGUUGUGUCACUGCUCCUCCCAUCUGUGUGACACAUAGAGAGCUUGUUUAGGACAAGACUGGACUUUCUAUAACAAUUAUGGCCAAAGACAUAUUCAAAUGCAAUAAUAAUCAUAUGAGUUGCUUUAGAAGACUUACACGUGUGUAAGUAAUGUAACUGGUAGAUUUCACACACUGUAUAUAAGCCAAGAUUCUCAAAGACCUUGUCAAGCCUCAAUUAUUUCCAGGUAGAGUUCAGUUUCCAUAGAUACAUUGCUACAUUGCAUUAAAGCACACUCAUUGACAUUAAACAUUGUGUUAUAAAUUAGGCCCAGAUUGGUGUCACUAUGACAGUGAUGCAAUGCUUGGUUAACUUGACCCACCACCAAUAGGUUUUUGUUUUGUUUUUACCAAUUGUUAAUGUUAACUUAAUGUUACAGUUUGGUUCUGGACCAAAAUAACUUUUCUGUCUGGAGUUUUUCUACCCAUUAGUUACCGUUUAAAAUUCAACGGUAACUUAAACAUCUGCACCACAUUGACCCCACUGCACUAUUCUACUCCUUUAUCUAUUUAAAUAACUCAAAAUCAGUGGUGUGCGGUGCACAGGGUCAGUGCCCAUGUCAAAAUCGGCUCCUGUCCAGCAGAGGGCGAUCAUAAUAAAUGUAUAGCUGUACCGUAUAACUGAGGGUAUAUGUGUAAACUACAGUCGUACAGCAUACAUUAGACGAAUGUGGUAAAAUUGUAAAAGAAAGUGGACACACAAGACAUUUACUGAGAUCCAGUUCAAUCUUUUAACAACUAGGUACCGGCAGUGACCUUUUUUUUUAGUAAAACUGUGUCGCGUUUAUUAUGUCCACGUCGGUAUCUAACGCACUUCCUGUUAUAGAAAUAUGAUAAUCAGAGCGGCUUGCGGCCUGUAUGUAAUUAUAAACUAAGGCUACAUACAUGCAUUUCUGUGCGCGCCGACCCGACCCUUUCACUGGGGUCAAACUGGCAUCAAGACGUUUUUCAGGAAGCAGAAGAGAGGAGGAGCGGAGUCAACAUUUGUUGUUGUUGUCACUCGCACUGCACCCUCACAUUGUCUGACAGUUUGGUCAGCGGGCCCGUUGAGUGCUUUCUCGGUGCACGUUCACGUUUCUUCACCGGCGGAUGAAUGGCAACGACGGCAGUGAGAGCAGUGACAGCGGGGGGCCCGGCGUCUUUGUCCCGGUUUAGGGGAGCGCUGGUCGCGGCUGUGCUGGGAGACUGUGUCGGCGGAGAGUUUGAAGGAGCCGAGGAGGUUCCAAUGGAGAGUGUGCUGCAGCACCUCAGCAGCCUGGACGACGACACCAAAGGAAAUGGUAUCCUUGAGUACAGUGACGACACUGCGAUGGCGCGUUGUGUGGUCCAGUCUCUACUCACUCGUGCCGGCUUUGAUGAGCGGGACAUGGCUCGCAGGUUCGCAAAGGAGUACAGUGCAUCCCCAGGUCGUGGUUAUGGUUCUGGAGUGAUCCAGGUGUUGAAGAAGCUGUCCUCACCUCAGCUCAGUGAUGUGUAUCAGCCGGCCAGGGACCAGUUUAAUGGUCGAGGCUCCUUUGGGAAUGGAGGGGCCAUGAGGGCGGCCCCGUUUGCACUGGCUUUUCCUGAUCCGGCUGAUGUUAAAAGGUUUGCCCGUCUGGGUGCCAUGCUCACCCACUCCUGCUCUCUGGGAUAUAAUGGAGCUGUGCUGCAGGCGUUAGCAGUGCACCUCUCCCUGCAGGGGGCACUAGACCUGCCUCAGCAGUUCAUAAGCAGGCUAAUCACAGAGAUGGAGGAGGUGGAGGGCAACGAGGCAGCACGCAAUGAUGCCAGAAUCCUAAAAGAAGCAGAGAAGCCAUUCUGUGAGCGCCUCCACAGAGUUAGAGACCUGAUGGAUAGGAGCAAGGUCAGCAUCGAGGAGGUCAUUUCUGAACUGGGUAACGGCAUUGCAGCACUCCAUUCAGUCCCCACUGCCAUCUUCUGCGUCCUCCACUGCCUGCAGCCCUGGGAAUGCCUUCCAGAGAACUACGGCGGACUGGAGAGGACAAUAGCCUACAGCCUGGCCCUGGGAGGGGACACUGACACAAUAGCUUGCAUGGCAGGGGCCAUCGCUGGGGCCCACUAUGGCAUCGAGGCUAUUCCUCAGUCGUGGAUAAGGUGCUGCGAGGGGGCGGAGGAUGCAGACGUAAAUGCAGAGCGACUUCACAUGCUGUACCACCAGUCAUCACCGGGAGGCGGGAGUGGGAUAGAGGAGCAGAGCAGUGCAGAUGCAUCUGAAAGCCAGUCAAAUGCUUCUAACGGCACAGAGAAGAAAACUGGAGCUGAGUGAUUCUUCAACUGGAGUUUGACAAAAGGACUCUUGUUCACUCACACAGACGCACACACACACACACACACACACACACACACACACAAAUUGCAAAUUACACACGUGAACUUAAAAAUUACCUUUUUAGUUUUGAACUGUGUUGUAACCUGUGGUCAAGGAUGAGCUGUUUCAGUGUUCUCACUAUCCCAGCAUUAUUCUAUUUAAUUUAAAGACAACUCAUUUUCCCUUUUUCCUAAAUGGAUCAGCAGGCGUUGACAACCCCAAGCUUGUAAAAAAUGCAAAAUUACUUCAAAAAAUGAAGCAAUGAUGGCAGUUGUUACGUUACAGAGUAAGCAAGCUGAACAAACAAAAACAGUUAUCAUACAUUAUCAUCAAUCUCAUCUGUCACCAGACAGAUGAGAUUGAUAAUAAUGUAUGAUAACUGUCAUACAAAUGUUCAGUCUGUGUGCUUACCCAGUACAUUUACCCACUUAAACACCUCUCUCCCUUCCCUGCUCUUUCCUGUUUUGUGUUAAACAAUCUUUUGUCAUGUGAAAGUUGCACUAUGAUUUGGCCAUGUCUACUUUUAUAAUUUUGGCAGAUAACAAUUAUUUAAUAAACUUUUUUUAAAAUCACA